Molecule: messenger RNA, 1330 nt
Organism: Ostrea edulis (European flat oyster)
Lineage: Eukaryota; Metazoa; Mollusca; Bivalvia; Ostreida; Ostreidae
Exons: 9
Coding region: 42-752 (236 amino acids)
Source: RefSeq, a predicted model, not a curated record
GUCCCCUCCUUUCGGUAGAUCAUCAUCUUAAAACUAUCGAAAUGAACAAGUUGAUGUUUGGAAUCACUCUCCUGGCCCUUCUUUGGUUGUUUGCCAGCGAGUCAGACUGUUUUAAACUUUUUGAGUCAAGAGAGGCUCCGAGUAAGGAUAUUUGGUACUUUGUGGGAACCACCAGGGAAAAGUUCAAACGAGAGCAUGGAGACCUCACACCACGUGUACAACAGAAUAUCGCUGGCCAGAUUAUUCGAGAACUCGAAUGGUUUGAAAAACUUUUCGAAAAGAAAGUGAGUUUAUUGGAACUAGAGACGACUAACGCCCAGAUGGAAAAACGGUCAGGGAUGGAAAAUGUUGCCGAAGUGGCAAAGAAAGAUUUAACAGCGUUGAAAGAGACACUCAACAUUAGUGGAGGAAUACGAAAUCCAGAUGACUUUCGACAGCCAGCCUACAUACAAGACUGCCUGGCAGGCAUACACCAAAAUGACGAUAAAGAUCAAAAGAAACUGAAAUUCUACAGAUGCGGAGCACUUAUCUUUAGGAAGACACUUGAAAACAUUCGGAAAUUUAUUUUGGAGUCUCUAGAAAUCUUCAUCCAAAUAUUUGAGGAGUACAUUAGAGCAAAUGUUUCGUUCCUUCAGCUUUACCAUCAGUACGUCAGAGAUACUGGAGAACAAUAUAUGAAGCGGGGAAUAGAAAUGGCUGACGUGAAAAGAGUGUUGGAAGACCUUCUGACUAAUGCAAAACUGGACAAAUAAGACAUGAUUAAAUAAGUUUUAGUUAUGCACGUGCGGACGACUCCACUCGCUUUUCAGUUAUAACUAUACUACUGCACAAUUGACCCACAUAUCUAACAUGCUUUCUCAACGUCUGUAUGAAAUAAUACAUAUGUCCUUAAAAGAAUUUACUCUAGAGAUCCAGUUGUAUGUUUUCAAACUCAUAUAAAACGUGGUAAAUGAAAAGAAACGUGAACCCAUGCAGUCUUGCUUCAUUGUGUUUGCCCUUGUCGUUAUUGAUGUUCGAUACGAAUCCAUCAUCCUCACUUUUUCUUGUUCAUUUUUUCGUAUUGUUCUUUGUCAUUUAAAUACAUUAGCUUUCGCUGCAUCGGGGAACUAGGCCGGGAAAGACGGUUUUUCAGAUUCCAACUGGAACAUUUUUCCACUACUUAUUCUUUAGUGAAACUCGUACAUGUUAGACUUAAUAGGUUAAGAACUAGUUGAUUCUCUACCCUCCGCCCAGUCAGUUCACUUUAAAUAGUCAAUAUAUAUGUCAUACCUUAACACACCUAUAGUGUAUGUAUAGAAAAAAUGAUGAAAUAAAUCGUUUAGAUAUGCAA